AUGGCACCCUCUCUUGAGCACUACGAAGAUGCUACCUCCGGUAUCCCCGUGAAGGUCCUCGGUACACAGAUUGAUGGCACAAAUGCUGCCGCCACGUUACAGCUGGAGGAGGCAGACAAGCAUGACCAGGUUCUCAGAGUGUUCCGCUGCCUGAUUGCGGACUUGUGCGAGCAAUUCAAGGGCGGUCACCCCGGUGGUGCUAUGGGAAUGGCAGCUAUUGGAGUGUCACUCUGGAAGUAUGCCAUGAAGUACUCACCAAGCAACCCCGAUUACUUCAACAGAGAUCGUUUUGUCCUUUCUAACGGCCACACAUGUCUCUUCCAAUACACAUUUAUGCACUUGGUCGGGUACAAAAACAUGACAAUUGAACAGCUGAAGUCGUAUCACUCAGACCGCACAGACUCGAUCUGCCCUGGACAUCCCGAGAUUGAGCACGAGGGUAUUGAAGUCACAACUGGUCCUCUUGGUCAAGGUGUGGCUAAUGCUGUCGGUAUGGCUAUGGCAACAAAGCACCUUGCGGCCACUUACAACAAGCCAAACUAUGAGCUAGUCAACAAUAUGACUUUCUGCAUGAUCGGAGACGCCUGUCUGCAAGAAGGCGUUGCCCUUGAAGCCGUUUCGCUGGCUGGUCAUUGGAAGCUGAACAAUCUCGCUCUUGUUUACGACAACAAUCAGAUCACUUGCGACGGCUCUGUCGAUAUCACAUGUAACGAUGACAUCAACGAGAAGAUGAGGGCUUGCGGCUGGAACGUCAUUGAUGUUAUGGACGGUACUACCAACAUCCAGGGUGUUGUGCAAGCACUGGUGGCCGCACGUGCGAGCGAUAAGCCUACCUUCAUCAACAUCCGCACAAUCAUUGGUAUUGGUAGUGCAUCAGCUGGUGAUGCAAAGGCACAUGGAGCUGCUUUUGGAGCCGAGGACGUCGCCAACAUCAAGCGUACUUUCGGCAUGAACCCCGAAGAGCACUUUGUCGUCCCAGAUGCAGUAUACGAUUUCUUCCGUGAGGCAAAGUCAAGAGGCGAGGAGUACGAGAAAGAGUGGACCACCCUUGUUGAUGGCUACUCCAAGGAGUAUCCCGAACUGGCCGAGGAGUUCAAGCUGCGUGUCGCUGGCAAGAUGCCCAAGGACUGGACUAAGAUAAUUCCCGAGAAGGGCAGCUUCCCCACUACACCCACUGCCUCGAGAAAGUCUUCUGGUUUCAUUUGUAACCCUCUCGCGCAAAAUCUGAAUAACUUCAUGGUGGGCACAGCAGACUUGACUCCUUCAGUCAACAUGACCUGGAAGGGCAAGGUCGACUUCCAGAACCCUGAGUUGAAAACUGCAUGUGGUAUCAACGGCAAUUACUCUGGCCGCUAUAUUCACUGGGGUAUUCGCGAGCACGCCAUGGCUUCAAUCUCAAACGGUAUGGCUGCGUUCAACAAGGGUACAAUCCUCCCCGUCACCUCAUCAUUCUUCAUGUUUUACAUUUAUGCCGCUCCUGGCAUUCGUAUGGGUGCCCUCCAAGGUCUGCAACAAAUUCACAUCGCCACUCACGACUCCAUCGGCACUGGUGAAGACGGACCCACUCAUCAACCUAUCGCUCUUGCAUCAUUAUACCGCAGCAUGCCCAAUCUCCUUUACAUCCGCCCCUGUGACUCGGAAGAAACAGCCGGCGCCUACAUCGCCGCAAUCAAGGCAACCUCAACACCCUCAAUCAUCUCCCUUUCCCGCCAAAAUCUACCACAAUACCCCGAGAACAGCAGCCGAGAAGGCGUACAGAAGGGCGCUUAUGUGCUCAUGGAGCAAGAAGACGCCGACGUGACCCUCAUCGGUAUCGGCGCCGAGAUGUUCUGCGCAGUCGAGACCAAGAAGCUACUUGAAGCCGAACACGGUAUCAAAGCCCGUGUUGUUUCUUUCCCUUGCCAGCGUCUGUUUGAGCAGCAGAGUAAGGAGUACAAGCAGUCUGUUCUCAGGUACCGUAGCAAUGCUCCUCGUGUCGUUAUUGAGGCAUACGCCAUCAACGGCUGGGAGCGCUACGCCGAUGCCGGAUACUCAAUGGCUACAUUCGGCAAGUCGUUGCCUGGAGCAAAGGCGUAUGAGCACUUUGGCUUCGAUGCAAAGGCUAUCGCACCGAAGGUCAAGGCAUUGGUUGAGGAGGUCAAGAAGGAGGGCAUCGACUCAUUGCGAGGAGACUUUAGGGACUUGAACGGUACCAUGGGAUAUGGUUUUGAGCAUUAA
Messenger RNA from Aureobasidium subglaciale EXF-2481, 2217 nucleotides. RefSeq lists its product as uncharacterized. Gene Ontology annotation, biological process: pentose-phosphate shunt. The record is from RefSeq and is a predicted model, not a curated record. The transcript is spliced from 2 exons. The coding region runs from base 1 to 2217 and encodes 738 amino acids. NCBI's taxonomy places the organism in Eukaryota, Fungi, Ascomycota, Dothideomycetes, Dothideales, Saccotheciaceae. Gene Ontology annotation, cellular component: cytosol. Gene Ontology annotation, molecular function: transketolase activity.